AUGCCACCCCCACACGUCGUGCCGUCGCUGCGCUCCUAUUUGGGGGCGGUGAAUUAUUAUGGGAAAUAUGUUAAGGAGAUGCGUGCCCUACGGUACUCCAUGGACCAACUGCUCAAAACUGGUGUCAAGUUCGAGUGGUCCAAAGCUUGCCAAACCUCCUUCGACAAGUUUCGGGAAGUUCUGCAGUCACCGUUGCUUCUGACACAUUUCAAUCCGAAGCUAGACAUCAUUGUGUCCGCCGACGCCUCCAAUGUCGGCAUUGGCGCCCGCAUCGAUCAUCGCUUUCCUGACGGCAACGUGAAGGCAAUUUGUCAUGUUUCCCGUGGCCGCACCCCGGCCGAAAGCAAUUAUAGCCAAACUGAAAAGGAGGGCCUGGCUUUCAUUUUCGCGGUCACACGGUUCCACCGGAUAAUUUACGGUCGUCGCUUCAUCCUGGAAACCGAUCAUAAACCGCUCCUUUCCAUCUUCGGAUCCAAGCAAGGCAUCCCCGUCUUCACAGCCAACCGGCUACAAAGAUGGGCCUUGACUAUAUUACUCUACGAUUUCGAAAUACGCUAUGUGUCAACAGAUUCCUUCGGCCACGCCGACAUAUUAUCACGGCUUAUUAAUCGACACAUCCGGCCAGAAGAGGAAUAUGUUAUUGCAAGCCUUGAGCUCGAACACAUGGUAAGAACUGUUGUCCAUCAAUCGCUUUCGAAUUUCCCACUUUCGUUUAAGGUCAUCCAAUCUGAAACUGGAAAAGACAACACUCUUCAACAAGUCAUUCGGUUCAUUCAGUCCGGAUGGCCCCCGAAACAAUCAAGUAUCUCCGAUGGAAAACUUCAACAGUUUUUCCAGCGACGUGAAGAUCUCUCUGUUGUCGCUGGUUGUGUGAUGUAUGGAGAACGACUAACCAUCCCGACCGGAAACCAAAAACGAGUGCUGCAACAGUUACAUAAAGGCCAUCCGGGGAUCGAGCGAAUGCGCUCCGUGGCUCGCCAAUAUGUCUAUUGGCCUAGCAUCGACGAAGACAUCGCCAAACUCGUUCGGGCAUGCCAUGAGUGCGCAAGUGUGGCGAAAACUGACCGGAAAACCGACCUCGAAUCCUGGUCAACUUCGGAAAAGCCAUGGGAGAGGCUUCAUCUCGAUUACGCUGGUCCUGUUGACGGGUACUACUACUUCGUACUUGUCGACUCUUACUCGAAGUGGCCAGAAAUCGUUCAUACCAAGGAAAUUACCACAACAGCUACUCUGCGGAUGCUCCGCGGAAUUUUCUACAGAUUUGGGGUUCCGAAAAAGGUUGUGUCCGAUAACGGCACACAAUUUACCAGCUACCAGUUUGAGCGAUUUUGUGACACAAAUGCUAUUAUGCACCUAAAGACUGCACCGUUUCAUCCACAGUCAAACGGCCUUGCCGAGAGAUUCGUACACAUCUUUAAAAGAUCUCUCAAGAAAAUAAUCACCGGGGGAGAGGCACUAGGCGAAGCAUUUGACACGUUAUUAUUGUGCUAUCGUUCAACACCAUGCAGGAGUGCACCGAGUGGGAAGUCGCCUGGAGAACUUCUGCUGGGCCGACUAAUGCGAAACAGCCUGGAUUUGCUUCGACCACCUUCCGAGGUCCACAAAGAAGGAAGAACCAACCAAGAAGAUCAGUUCAACAAAAAUCAUGGUAUUAAAGCGAGGAACUACAGCAUCCAAAGUCUCGUUUGGGCCAAGGUGUACCGCAACAACGAUUGGACCUAG
Molecule: messenger RNA, 1722 nt
Organism: Uranotaenia lowii
Lineage: Eukaryota; Metazoa; Arthropoda; Insecta; Diptera; Culicidae
Exons: 1
Coding region: 1-1722 (573 amino acids)
Biological process (GO): DNA integration
Molecular function (GO): nucleic acid binding
Source: RefSeq, a predicted model, not a curated record